This is a messenger RNA of Pantherophis guttatus, 2744 nucleotides long. It is a transcript of the gene IGF1, whose product is annotated as insulin like growth factor 1. The record is from RefSeq and is a predicted model, not a curated record. Gene Ontology annotation, cellular component: extracellular region. Gene Ontology annotation, biological process: cell population proliferation; positive regulation of phosphatidylinositol 3-kinase/protein kinase B signal transduction; insulin-like growth factor receptor signaling pathway. Lineage: Eukaryota; Metazoa; Chordata; Lepidosauria; Squamata; Colubridae. Gene Ontology annotation, molecular function: insulin-like growth factor receptor binding; hormone activity; growth factor activity.
AAAUGCUCCUCCAGCUGUUUCCUGUCUACAGUGUCUGUAAUGUAGAUAAAUGUGAGGAUUUUCUCUAAAUCUUCUUCUGUUUGCUAAAUCUCAUUCUCAAAUCAGAGCAGAUCAAGCCUGCGCAAUGGAAUAAAACUCCUCAAUAUUGAUAUGUGAAUAUCUCCUGGAUUUUUUUUUUCCUUUUUAUUCCCCCCUCAUUAUUCCUCUGCUAACCAAUUCAUUUCCAGAGUUUGCACUUAAGAAGCAAUGGGGGAAACCAACAGUCUUUCAACACUAUUAUUUAAGUGCUGCUUUUGUGAUUUCUUGAAGGUGAAGAUGCUCACUGCAACAUCCAUUAAUUUUUUCUACUUUGGCCUGUGUUUGCUCACAUUAACCAGCUCGUCUGUUGGUGCUGCGGGCCAAGAAACUCUUUGUGGUGCUGAGUUGGUCGAUGCUCUUCAAUUUGUCUGUGGAGAAAGAGGCUUUUAUUUCAGUAAACCAGCAGGUUAUGGAGGCAAUAGACGUUCCUCUUCUACUCGGGGAAUAGUGGAUGAAUGCUGUUUCCAGAGCUGUGACCUGAUACGGCUGGAGAUGUACUGUGCUCCUGUCAAGCCACCUAAAUCUGCACGAUCUCUACGUGCUCAGCGACACACUGAUAUGCCUAAGGCACAAAAGGAAGUGCACUUGAAGAAUACAAGUAGAGGGAACACAGGAAACAAGAACUACAGAAUCCCAAACCCCAAAGCGCUCCACCGACACAAGCCACAUUGAGGACCAGAGUCUUAAGCAAGGAACUUGCCUGCAUCAAACUAACCCAUGGGCAAGUUUCCUGACAAUAGAGAGUAAAUGAGAACAACUUUUACUUUGAGGUAUGACAGAGUGACUCUUGACACAUUUCUCACCAAUUCAAUUGCAUCCCAAGAAGAAUAUCAAAACUACCAGCUGGUGUCUUACUGCAUUUUUUUUUCCAGGAAUUAGUGUUGCUACCUAAAAGAAAGAUUCUUCAGUGCAAGAUGUGUAUUUCUUUUAUUUAAAAAAUUAAAAAUCAGAAUGUUAUGGGGUAUGUUUUACAUACUUCGGAGAAAGUUUGAAGUGAGGCAUUUUUAAUGCAUCCCAAGAGGUUUCAGUAACAAAACUUGAUGCACAUUUGCAAUGUCACUUGCCUCUAACCACUUGCAAAAGUCCUGCAUAAUCUUCUCUGCAAGCUAACAUGACUGAGGAUGGGCUGACACCAGAGAUGGGUUUCAGCAGGUUCUGACCAGUUCUGGAGAACCGGUAGCGGAAAUUUUGAGUAGUUCGGAGAACCGGUAGUAAAAAUUCUGACCGGCCCCACCCACCAUCUAUUCUCUGCCUCCCAAGUCCCAGCUGAUCGGGAAGAAAUGGGGAUUUUGCAGUAACCUUCCCCUGGAUUGGGGACGUAAUGGAGAUUUUACAGUAUCCUUCCCCUGGAGUGGGGUGGGAAUGGAGAUUUUACAGUAUCCUUCCCCUGCCAUGCCCACCAAGCCAUGCCACGCCCACCAAGCCACACCCACAAAACUGGUAGUAAAAAACUUUGAAACCCACCACUGGCUGACACCUACAUGGGUGACCUCUUACAAAUAUAGCAUAUCAUAAGUAGCUCUCCGAUUUAUGAAUAUUCUUAUUUUUUUUUAACUGCCAAGGUGCUAAAUGUUGAGAUUAAUGUUGAUGUAUUUCCCUUGUGAUCAUAUAUUUCCCUUGUGGUCAAGGAGAGAAGCAACCUAGAACUAAGGAGAAAUUUCCUGACAGUGAGAACAAUAAAGCAGUGGAACGACUUGUCUUCAGAAGUUGUAGGUGCUCCAUCACUGGAGGUUUUCAAGAUGAGAUUGGACAGCCAUUUAUCCAGAAUGGUGUAGGUCUCCUGCCUGAGCAAGGGGUUGGACUAGAAGACCUCCAAGGUCCUUUCCAACUCUGUUAUUCUGUUAUUCUUUUAACAGUAAAAAAGUUCUUAGUUUUUUUUCCUAAAUCCAUAUUCAUCGAAUCACUUCAGAUCGUGCAAGUGAUCUUCCUAUGUGAAUGCAAAAAUGCAUGAGCAUAAAUGUUUGUGCAAAAGGCUUUCCAUGUUUGGAUUUCUAGCUUACCAUUUUCUCCCUUGUGUUCCAUCAGAAUACAAACUGUCAUGACUUCAUGACAAGUAAAUAAUAUUUCAUACUAUGUAUGUAACAUUAGUAUGUUGCAGAAUUUCCUAUUCCAUGACUCUUAUCAAAUACUACUCAUCAGUUAUUCUCUCUAUUUAGCACUCAUUAGUUGCACACAGACACAUAGGAAAUCCCAACGACCAAAGUUUUAUUGCUUUGUACAAAGAAGAAGGGGAAAAAAAUCUCACCAUUUCAUAGGCCACUCACAGAAUCAUUUAGCCCAUGUGCCAACUCUGUCCAAAAUGUUUAGCCCCGGUAAACAUUGUUCCAUAAACAAAUAGCAUGCUCAUGCUUCUUAAAUGCUUUUUAGUGUUUAUCCAAACAUUCUCAAAAGCUAGCUGUCUGAUUUCCACUUUUUUUUUUUUUUGCAUUGUAUCUCUACAUUUUAAUUGACUGCAGUUUCUUGUUUUAGAAAAAUGGACUCGGUCACACUGUAUUGAAUGAAAGCAAAAGCAAUCUUUGGUUUGUAGAAUGUAUGGAAAUAUUUGCAACCCUCUUGGAACAAAGUCAAAAUGUGAAACAUUGCUGUCAGAGGGUACCUUUCUAAUGUAUUUGUAUGUAUAGUUUACACCUCUGUGAGGUUGAAUAAAUAAUAAUGGUUAAUAAAUA